Messenger RNA from Menidia menidia (Atlantic silverside), 648 nucleotides. The record is from the annotation of a GenBank genome assembly. Lineage: Eukaryota; Metazoa; Chordata; Actinopteri; Atheriniformes; Atherinopsidae.
AUGAAGCCAAAUGGGGCUGUGGGCCACCACCGAGGCCGGUUGUGGUCUGUGUUUGUGGCGGGGACCCACCAGACCCAGACGACAUGCUGGGACCAUCCCAAGAUGGCUGAGCUCUACCAGUCGCUAGCUGACCUGAACAACGUGCGGUUCUCGGCCUACCGCACAGCCAUGAAACUCAGACGCCUGCAGAAAGCCCUCUGCUUGGAUCUGCUGAGCAUGCCAAUAGCGUGCGAGGUGUUUGAGCAGCACAGUUUGAAGCAGAACGAGCACCUGCUGGACAUCUCCCAGCUGGUCACCUGUCUGACCAGCCUGUACCAGAAGCUGGAGCAGUGCCACGCCCACCUGGUCAACGUCCCGCUGUGCGUCGACAUGUGUCUCAACUGGCUGCUCAACGUCUACGACACCGGAGACGUUUCCUGUGCUAAUGCGCUCUACUGUUUGAUUGCCAGUGGACGCAGUGGAAAGAUCCGGACUCUGUCCUUCAAAACCGGAAUAAUCUCCCUCUGCAAGGCUCACCUGGAGGACAAAUACAGAUGUAAGUCCAGGCAGUCGGGAAGCUUGUUGAUGGAGGUUGUGCCUUUGAAAUUCCUUAUUACAUGGUACCGGAGCUAUUUCUCAAAUUACACACCAGACAUAUUUUCUUUGCAG